AUGGAGCUCAACGCGGGAACCACUUUAACAGGUGCAUAUCAACAGCUAUCGUGUGAUAAACCCAAUGAUCAGAGCAGAGACUCAUCAUGGUUGGCUCCGAAGACGCACUCGAGCUUAAAGCGAAUAUCGAGGGACAACAAAGUGUCUUCAUGCAGGAUGUUGUAUAAUGUCGUAGACAGUGUGAUAGGAAAUCGCGACGCGUUCAAAAUCAAGUCUUCGCGAAAACUUAGCCACCUAUGGAGCAAAUUCUCUUCAUCGAAACUCGAGCAUCCCAAAAAACCUGUCCUUGAAAGACUACAUAGUUUACAAGAAGGAAGGAAGGUGAGCGAUAGAUUGUUAUUCGACUCGCCUGAUGGUCCCUCACCCAAAACUGUACUGAGUGGUCCACCAGAUGAAUGGAAUAUUGUAAGGAAGAUGUUCCAAUCUGAACCCGGAACCCCAACAAAAUUCCACUGGCAAAGCCUUCUGAGCCCCAAAAAGACAAUUAUUUGGUCUCCAGAAGUAUUAGAAAAAGCUCCAAGUGGGCAAGUAGUGGUGGAAAAAUACAUAGACUCUUUUGAUGCCGAAGCGUUUACCCAAUAUAUUGCGGAUCAAGAACGAAAAACUAAACAACCUCAACUCUCAAUCCUAAAGAAAUUGACAGAAGGAAAUGAGAAUACAACUCCAGAUCAGUUCGCCGAAAUGAUUGACGUAUUAGAGCCUGUCUUACGCGUCCACAACAUGAGGUUGUUUCCAGAGGCAGAUAAUUCGGAUUUCUUUCAACCUGUAUUUACGAUCACCAGCGACUUGAAAGCGAGCAUUGAAAAAAUUAUUCUCAAAACGUUGAAAGAACAUCUAGAACUCAACAAAACCUUUUCAAACCCAGAACAAAAUUUAUGGAUUUUCCACCGAUCUUUGAAAAAUCGACUAUACGAGGAAGCCAAAGGGAGAUUUAGAUAUGAUUUAUUAUCCCUUGAAAAAGUGGCCAACAAAAUUUUCAAGAAAGCAAGUGAUAAAGAAUUUUUUACGAUAAUUGAUGAUGAUCUACAAGAGAUUGCCGAAAGAUAUGCACUUUCAAUUCUUUUAGCAAGACUUCCUAUUGCUAAGGGACAUCAAAACUUGACAGAAGACAAAGCGCUUUACAUACGACAAUGUUUAGGAAGUGUAUACGCUUUCACUUUAAAAUACAAAAGCUUGACCGCAGAGCCAUUACCGAACGCUAUCAAUGGUUAUUAUUCAAAAAUCUAUCACCGUUACUCGGAUUGUCCAGAACUUCGUCAUUUUGCAGAGAGAUUACAUCAAGAAUAUAAUUCAAAACUUCCUGAAAGUGAGAGGCAUGAUAUCACUGAGAUCACUGUAGAUGAUGAGUACAUCAAAGAAUAG
Melampsora larici-populina 98AG31 is the source of this 1362-nucleotide messenger RNA. RefSeq lists its product as uncharacterized. The transcript is spliced from 7 exons. Lineage: Eukaryota; Fungi; Basidiomycota; Pucciniomycetes; Pucciniales; Melampsoraceae. The record is from RefSeq and is a predicted model, not a curated record. The coding region runs from base 1 to 1362 and encodes 453 amino acids.